Molecule: messenger RNA, 372 nt
Organism: Aspergillus puulaauensis
Lineage: Eukaryota; Fungi; Ascomycota; Eurotiomycetes; Eurotiales; Aspergillaceae
Exons: 3
Coding region: 1-372 (123 amino acids)
Source: RefSeq, a predicted model, not a curated record
AUGGCCACAGACCCAGACGGUGACUCGCAAAUGGCGUCCUCGCCUGAAUCAAACCGCUCCCUCUCCGACGUCGAAGCCGGCUCCCGCACCCCGACUCAUCACACCCAAACCACAAAUGCGCAGUUUGCAGGUGCCUCAGAACUCUCCCCGCCAGGUUCACAAACCCAGGCAACCGGCGGCAUGGUGAAUGAUUUUCCUGGUGCUGAUGAAGGGUCGACAGAUCCAUCACAGCAGCCAGGGGCGUCGUGGAUGAAUAGACGGGCGGAGGAAGAGUAUCAGAGAGCGAUGGAGUAUGUGAUUGAUCUGGAUUUCAAUCUCGAUGAGUUUGGAGACCCGUUUGAUGACCGCGAUAUGAACGAGAAAUUCGUCUAG